Molecule: messenger RNA, 2516 nt
Organism: Mugil cephalus (flathead mullet)
Lineage: Eukaryota; Metazoa; Chordata; Actinopteri; Mugiliformes; Mugilidae
Gene: hs3st3b1a
Product: heparan sulfate (glucosamine) 3-O-sulfotransferase 3B1a
Exons: 2
Coding region: 296-1408 (370 amino acids)
Molecular function (GO): [heparan sulfate]-glucosamine 3-sulfotransferase activity
Source: RefSeq, a predicted model, not a curated record
CGGUGUCGGGAGGCAAACCCGAUGCGCGCGCGUAACCUACGGCUCUACUGGCGAUACUUUAUUUUUCUUUUAGUUUCAGAUUUUGCUCUUCAGAAUAUCCAGCCACACACAUCCAAGCAGAGCUAGAACGGACGCAGGAGGUGAACGCAUGUCGUUUCAUUUUAGUUUCCAAUUUGGCUAUAAAUUGUGUUUUGGGGACUUGCGCACCGACUGUCCAGGAUUUGAGCCAUGGCAGAGGAGUGAGGCUUUGACAAAAUGCCUGUUACCUGGAAUAUAACUUUAUCACGGCGUUCCUAUGGAAUAUAGUCCGGUUUUACAUAGUCUACAUGUUGUGCCAUCCUCCCACGUGAAAAACAAACUAUUUGUAUUCUGUAUAAUGCUGUCUCUCUGGGUGUAUAUGAUAUAUUGUUGUGUUGGCUACUGCUCCACUGUGCCAACUCUGACCUACGGUUCGGUUGGCAGACAUGAAAACAAUGCAGAAAUUGACAAUCAAGAGUCCUCUUUGGGGGCCUCCAGGGACUUACUGAAUAACGAAAACGAUUUGGACAGCAGAGGAGACGAGUGGGAUGAAAUUAGAGGCGAGGCGAAGGCGUUGGAUGAUAAUGCCAUGUCAGGUUUCCUCAAUGACUCGGAAAGUAAAAAGUUGCCCCAGGCAAUCAUCAUCGGGGUAAAGAAAGGAGGGACCCGAGCGCUGCUGGAGUUUCUGCGCCUCCAUCCAGACAUCAGAGCGGUGGGAGCGGAGCCGCACUUCUUCGACCGCAACUACGACAAGGGCCUGGAGUGGUACAGGGACUUAAUGCCCAAGUCAUCAGAGGGCCAACUGACCAUGGAGAAGACCCCCAGCUACUAUGUCACCAAAGAGGUCCCAGCUCGGAUCUACACAAUGUCUAAGGACACAAAGCUGAUCGUGGUUGUCCGGGAUCCAGUCACCCGAGCAAUAUCAGACUACACUCAGACCCGCUCCAAAAAGCCGGACAUCCCAUCUUUUGAGAGCCUGACCUUUAAGAACAUGUCAGCAGGUCUGAUUGACACCACAUGGAGUGCGGUUCAGAUCGGCAUGUACGCCAAGCACCUUGAGCGGUGGUUACAGUACUUCCCCAUGGAGCAGUUGCUGUUUGUUAGCGGAGAGCGGCUCAUCACUGACCCUGCGGGUGAGAUGGCUCGUGUCCAGGACUUUCUCGGACUCAGGAGGGUGGUUACAGAGAAGCAUUUCCACUUUAACCCAACAAAAGGCUUUCCCUGCCUUAAAAGACCAGAGGGAAACAGCAAACCACACUGUUUGGGUAAAACCAAAGGCCGGACCCAUCCUAACAUUGACCCAGAGGUGGUACAGAGGCUAAGGGACUUUUAUAAACCCUUUAAUAGCAGGUUUUACCAGAUGACUGGUCAUGACUUUGGCUGGGAAUAAGAGUAAAAUGACUGUUGCUGCUUCCUCGUCUCUGUUUUUUUUUUAUUAAUAUUUUAUUAUUCUAUAGAUAUUGUUAUACAGUGUAUGUACAGUAUUUGUGUGUAAAAAGCUCAGAAUUCUAUUUUAUGAUAAUUUAUUGUUGUGACAUUAACUAAGCUGCCUAACCAGAUUAAUUCAUGGUUUUGACCCUUGUGACAUGCACAGUUAUUUUUUCUUAAAAGCACAGGUAUUGCAAGCAGGGACAGUGUAUAUAUAUAUAUAUAUAUAUAUAUACACACAUUUUUUUUCUUGACUUUUGCUUCUCUUUAAGCUGAUUGAGAUCUAACUCAACAAACAACUGGUAAUAUCCCCUUAACAUUUACCUGACCCUUAGAGGUCUGUGGACCCACUUAGUUAGGUCGAUACAGGCAUCAGCUGAUCCAGUGCCACUUGCCAGGUGGAUCAAUACAGUAAUAGCUCCUCAUAAUGUCAAUUCGACCUGAGUCAUGGCACUGCCUUGGUCUCUUGAGCAUCUCAAUAAAACAUCGAUCCUCUAAUGGUACUAAGUUUAUAGUUGAUCCCUGAACCACAUUCAAAAACAGAGGAAUUUUAAUUUCCACCAAAAUGUUCUGAUUUAAAAUCUGUGCUGUUUCAACAAAGAAAUGUUGACUAGCUUCCAAUAGAGAGUCCUAUCAAAAUACUGAGAUUUUUUGUAUUUGUUUUUCAAAAAAACUGCUAGCCAGUCUAAACAAGAACAUAUUGAAAAUCACAUGAGCCAGACACAUUUAUUGAUUUGUUCUGAAAUUGCUCUCGUUGAUCACUCUAAGCUGUUUUUUUUUCUUUUUACUGCAGGUGAUACUAGAUGUGUUAACUAUGCCCCUACAAAAAUACACCAGCUACCAGACUAAAAAUGAUCACACAAUAUAUUUCUCUUCAGUAAUUACCUGAAGAGAACCGAAACCAAAACCAACCAAUGCACUUCCUUCAGUGUCAUUCUGUAAUGACGUACAACAACCCUGCACUACAUUGCUGUCUGCAUUGAUUUACAGUUAUUGAAAUGAAGCAGGUUUUUCUGAGAUGUCAUUUUUUUAUGAACUGAGGAAUAAAUAAGGUUUAUCAAAAACAAAAA